Diceros bicornis minor is the source of this 2881-nucleotide messenger RNA. It is a transcript of the gene PSME3, whose product is annotated as proteasome activator subunit 3. Gene Ontology annotation, biological process: positive regulation of endopeptidase activity; regulation of G1/S transition of mitotic cell cycle; regulation of proteasomal protein catabolic process. Gene Ontology annotation, molecular function: endopeptidase activator activity. The record is from RefSeq and is a predicted model, not a curated record. Lineage: Eukaryota; Metazoa; Chordata; Mammalia; Perissodactyla; Rhinocerotidae. Bases 427 to 1224 code for a protein of 265 amino acids. The transcript has 11 exons. Gene Ontology annotation, cellular component: nucleoplasm; proteasome activator complex; cytoplasm.
ACUCCCUGGGAAGUCUUUAUCUCCCUGGGGACACCAGCUCUGAGCUUCCGCUCUGCUCAGCCCAGCCCCCCACUCCCGGAGACGCCAUCGGUGGAGAGGAUAAAAUAGGGUGGUCUUCUGUAUCCCGUUUGGUGGUGGAGAGCCCCGGGGAGACCUCUGCGAACACGUGGUGGACUCAGUGCUCUAGACUAGUGACAGCUGGAAGUCCCCGAGCCUAGCAACAUCGCCGCCGCCAGACGCUGCCCCUGCCCUUGGCGUCAGGCCUGCCUGAUAUCGUAGGCCAGGUUUGGGUGGGGGUUGGCACGUUUGUGAGGUCACACCUCCCUUAGCUACCUGUCUUUUGUCUGCUCUCAAAUUCAGACACAGGGAGAGAGGGAGGGAAGACAGGUGGGUGCUGCCUUCAAAGCCCUGCUUCCCUCUCCUGAGAUGGAGAAAUGGAUCCUCAAAAAAAUAAAGUAUUUGCAGUCUGGGGGCCUUUCAGCUUCUAAUUAUAGUUACAAGGUUGAUUCUUUCAGGGAGCGGAUCACAAGUGAGGCAGAAGACUUGGUGGCAAACUUUUUCCCAAAGAAGUUGUUAGAACUUGAUAGUUUUUUGAAGGAACCAAUCCUAAACAUCCAUGACCUAACUCAGAUCCACUCAGACAUGAAUCUCCCAGUUCCUGACCCCAUUCUUCUCACCAAUAGUCACGAUGGACUGGACGGUCCCACUUACAAGAAGCGAAGGUUGGAUGAAUGUGAAGAGGCCUUCCAAGGAACCAAGGUGUUUGUGAUGCCUAAUGGAAUGCUUAAAAGCAACCAGCAGCUGGUGGACAUUAUUGAGAAAGUGAAACCUGAGAUCCGGCUGUUGAUCGAGAAAUGCAACACGGUCAAAAUGUGGGUACAGCUCCUGAUUCCUAGGAUAGAAGAUGGGAACAACUUUGGGGUGUCCAUUCAGGAGGAGACAGUUGCAGAACUAAGAACUGUUGAGAGUGAAGCUGCAUCUUAUCUGGACCAGAUUUCUAGAUAUUAUAUUACAAGAGCCAAAUUGGUUUCUAAAAUAGCUAAAUAUCCCCAUGUGGAGGACUAUCGCCGCACUGUGACAGAGAUUGAUGAGAAAGAAUAUAUCAGCCUUCGGCUCAUCAUAUCAGAGCUAAGGAAUCAAUAUGUCACUCUACAUGACAUGAUCCUGAAAAAUAUCGAGAAGAUCAAACGGCCCCGGAGCAGCAAUGCAGAGACACUGUACUGAGGCCAGGGCCAGGGCCAGGGGACUCUGUGAGUCUGGCUCAAGACCGACAUUGCCUUGGUUUGUUACAUGACUAUCGUGAUGGGGAAACUGGCUGGAAAUAGUAAUCACACCUCUCUCUGUUUUUAGUUCGAGUCUAAUGAAACUCUCAUGUAGUUCUGUGACGUGUUUACCUCUUUUUUCAGGCCUCAGGAACUCUUCUAUUUCCUUGCCUAAUACCCUACGCCCAACCUGUUCUAAUUUCUGGAGAACUGCAGGUCUGUGUGCGCAGGAUGUUAGUACAAGAAUACUUGUUGUUCUCUCCCCGCCACCCUCACCCCUGUGUCUUGGGCUUUGUGUUUUCUUCCUUUUGAUGAUUAGUUGGUUAGAAGCUGAGGAAACUGGAAGGAAAGUGCUAGGUGUUUUUUAGGAACUGGGAUCAGAGGUACCAGCUCCUCUCUUCCUGAAAUAAAGUUAGUAUCUCUUGCCACUGUGGGGUGUUGGAUCUCCCUGCCACAGUUGCCCUGGUGAUGACUUAGGAUUUCCCAUCUACACACAUCCCACCUUGAACCCGAUCAUGACAAGAAACACCUUAGACCUUCAGCCAAGUCCCUAGCUUCUUUAGAUGUUUUUACAACUAGGAUUUUCACACACAGACACACACGCACAUGCCUUCCUACUAUUUUACCUGACUCCCCCCCCCCCCCCCCCGCCCGCCACGAACCCUGUCAUACACAUGCCGUUCAGAGGGUGAUAGUUGUCUUAGUCCUCAACCACUGGGGCUCAUCGUCUCCUGAUGUUGUAGCCCCUUGGUGCACAGAGGCUGGUGAGUUGGAGGAGAACUGAGAGAUGAGAAGCAGAGGGACUCGGGAAGGCCCCAUCGUCUGUGACUCAGGUCCCUUUGGACGGUAUUGCAAAGGCUGGUCCUCUGAUUCCUGGUUGCCUCUUCCCAGGCCAGUUGUAAAUUGGGAUGGGGUGUCUGCAGCUGUGAGGGCCAGAUGCUGCUGCUCCUGCUGGGCUUUCCCUUUGGGGAAAAUGUUUCUCUUAUUUAUAGUAUUGUGCUUCCAGAGAAAGCAGUCACUCGUGUAUAUAUAUGUGCAUGCACGCUCAUGCAUGUACACAUUUUGUGUAUGUGGAAAUCUGCUGGGCAAGUCAAACCAUAGAAGAGUUGCCUCCUCUAUCUCUUGAAUCUUCCAGAGAUGUCACUUGUUACAGCUUUUGUGUUCAUCCUCAUCAACCUCCACUUUUUUAUUCUACCACUACUGGAGAGUCAGUAUCUGCAGUCAGCCUGCCGGUGACUCUCAGUGUCUGUUUCUGACUUUUAUUCUUGUCCUGUCUCUGUCUUCUAACCCCCAAUCAUAUUUCCACCUGGAUGCGUCAUUUUUACUCCCAGUAUUCUGUAGAGAAGGAGUGAGGAUGCUGUCUUCCCGUGAAUAGUACUCAGUAACAAACCAAUUGCAUUUUAGUUGGGCAGUGCCCCCCUACCCAUCCUCCAGAUCCCUUCCAGCUAAAGCCCUUCCCUCCUCCCGCCACGUGUUUCUCAGUUUCCCUUUUUGUUUGUUGGAUUGUUCUGCUGACCCUUCUCCUCACCCUACUACCCUUGGAUCGUAAUGUAAAAUUCUUUUACCAUGUCAAGAAAUUAUUAAAAAUACAGGUACUUUGACCUCUUUCUAAAGCCGCA